AUGGCACUCCAAAUCAACCCCGAUCGUCCUCUUCUUGUUGGUCCCGAUGUACCCGAAGCUCCCUUUCCACACAAGAUCUCUGGCAAGGUCGUGAGCGGUUUUGGUAGAGGCUCCAAGGAGCUCGGUAUUCCCACGGCCAACUUGUCAGACGAGGCAUUGGACGCCAUGUGCACUGAAUUCACAUCGGGUGUUUACUAUGGAUGGGCACAGAUCGGCGAUGCAGGUUCUCAAGUAUACCCUAUGGUGAUGAGUCUUGGUUGGAACCCUUAUUACAAGAAUGAAAAGCGUUCAGGAGAAGUGCAUAUUAUCCAUGAGUUUCCAGAGGAUUUCUAUGGCAUUGAAAUUCGCGUGAUUGUAUUGGGCUAUGUGCGACCUGAACAAAAUUACCCCUCUCUUGAUGCUUUGAUUACGGAUAUUCGAACAGACGUCGAGGUGGCAAAGAAAUCCCUUCAACGACCUUCUUAUCUUGAAUACAAGCAAAAUCCCCUUUUCCUUGGUGCUUAG
Messenger RNA from Lichtheimia ornata, 504 nucleotides. RefSeq lists its product as uncharacterized. NCBI's taxonomy places the organism in Eukaryota, Fungi, Mucoromycota, Mucoromycetes, Mucorales, Lichtheimiaceae. The transcript has 4 exons. The record is from RefSeq and is a predicted model, not a curated record. Bases 1 to 504 code for a protein of 167 amino acids. Gene Ontology annotation, molecular function: riboflavin kinase activity. Gene Ontology annotation, biological process: riboflavin biosynthetic process; FMN biosynthetic process. Gene Ontology annotation, cellular component: mitochondrion.